AUGGCAACUUUAAGAAAUGCUCAAUUCGGUUUUGAUCCCGAAGAUCUCAAACCAAAAUGCACGUCCGUUUACGAUUUGCUAGAAGACCUCAUAAAACACUUUCGAUACCUGAUGGAAGACAACCCAUCUCCACUACAGAAAGGUGUUUCCAGACCAGCACAAGUUUCAUUGACAAAAAUCAAAGAAGCACUAUCAGAAAUUCAGAAGACCGGCCACGAGGAAGUUCUUCCAAGUGCGGAUAAAAAGUACACGCUCGCGCUCAAGCGACAGAUUGAAAAAACCCUGGGUGAUGUGGAUCAUGAAGGGAAGAAUUUCUACGCGGCUGCGCACACAUUCACCUCCGAUCCGUUAAAUGUUGAAAAGCGGCAGACGAUGAUUAGUGCAUCGAGGACGCUGGUGAGGGAAGUCACAAGAUUACUCAUCCUUGCUGAUUAUGUCGACGUCGCAAACAUCGUCGAGCUUGUCAAUAAUGCGGAACAGCUUUUUGCAAAUGUCCGUCAUGCGAAGAAUAAGGGGGACUUCAUGAAUGCAAUGAAAGAACUGGGUGCCAAAUGUGGCGAAAUUUACGUCAAAUCUGGACAAAGGGAAGAUGACAUUCUCCCGGAACAAGAAGAUCAGCGCUACGCCAUCGCCGUUGCCAGACAGAAUUUAAAAGACGCUGGUAUCCGAUUAAUAACUGCUGAAAAUGCAUAUUUUGCAAAUCCGAAGCUUAUCGAGGCGGAGAGGGCGCAAACAGACGCGCGAAGACAGUUCCAGGAGGCGCUCAAACGGAUUGCAGCAGUUAUCAAAGGAGAAAACUUCCAAGGAUACAGCGACGUCGGCAUCAAUGCGGCUGAUCUCACUAUUCCGGCAAACAUUGGUGAAGCAUUAGAGGAUUUUGAUAUGAACAUUCCGGAUCCUAUUGACUUUGAUUACCAGCAAACUCCUCAGGAUCUCCAAUCUCGUCUCGAGAAGCUCAUUGAAGGAGCUGCUGCUAUUGCUGAUCUUGGAUUCACAACUCCGAAUCGGAAAGACCAAAUCGUUUCCAGCUGCGAAGCCGUCCGAGAAGCUCUUACCGGUCUUCUAGAUGACUACAUGAACGCGUCAAAGACUGGUCAGCAGAUAAAUUUCCAAGAUGCAAUCGACAAUUUGAUAGAAAAGAACCGUUGUCUGCGAGACGAACUUCGCCGAGCAGCUGGUGACCAGAUCGGAAACGCAUUUCUCAACGCGCAGGUUCCUUUCCUCAAUCUCUACUCACUCGCGAAAAAGGGAGACAAAUCUGGAGUUGACGAGUAUGCACCUGAAUUCGUCGAACAUUCCGCCCAAAUGGUCGAAUCUGCGAAGAUUUCUGCCUUCACAAUUUCAAAGAACCCAGUGCUAAAGGCUAAAAUUCUCCAAGCCGCGGAGGCGCUUUCCGACAUGAUUCAACCCGCAGUGACUUCAGCAAAGAUGCUUGCUUCGGAUAAUCAACAGAAAUGUUACAUCGAACAUAUGGACGUUGUGAUGAAUGAGUGGGAGCUCAAGCUCGCUAACUUGGUCGAAAGCGUCAACGAGUCCGUCGAACUCGUUGAUUUCCUCGCAACUUCCCAGGAGCACAUUCUCAAAGAAAUCGGGGAUUGUGUUUUGGCCGCGGAAGAAAAAAAUGCCACUGGACUUGACAACGCCGCUGGUUUGAUUUGUGGUCGCGUCCAGAGAAUUUGUGAGGUUGUUUUGGCCGACAUUGAACAAUAUGAGCCCGAUUUUACUACAGAACAAGUCAAGGCAAGGGAAGCAACAGAAGAACUCAAAGGUAUCAACUUGCCUGAAUUCUCAAAAGAAGCCACGGACGGCGUGGAGAACAUCAAUCAAAAUGGCGAAUGCGACAAGGAGGAAAUAAUCAGAGUUUCCAACCAACUCUUUACUGGGGUUAAUGAAGUUUUCAGGGCUGUGCUUCAGACACGAAGUCCCCACGAAUACGCUCAUCUACGUGUUGAGGAUCCUGCGAACAACAGCUUCAGAGAUGAUGGUUCUGUAGCAACUGGUCUUCUGACUGUGGAUACCGUGGAUUCAACCGAACUCGCAGAGCGUGCUGAAGUCAUCGAUGCUUUGACUGAGGAACAACAAGUCGAAAUCAAAGCUGAGAUUGCUGAUUUCCAACAAAUUAGAGAUCAAGCUCACCAGGAGUUUGAUCGAUGGGACGAUGACCAGAACGAUUUGAUCACGAUUGCCAAGAAAAUGUCGUCAAUUAUGAAGCAAAUGACUGAUUACCAGACAGGCGAAGGGCCUCUCCAGACAAACAGGGAACUUAUCAAGGCCGCGAAGAAGCUUUCAGAAUAUGGAACAAAAUUGAACAACAAAGCUGCACCAAUUGCGGAAGAGUGUAAAGACAAAAAUCUGUCGAACAAUUUGAAGAGUCAUUUGGCAAAGAUCGACCCUCUUCAACAUCAACUGAAACUCCUUUCUCGAGUCAAGCAAGAAGUCGAGUCUGUCGCUGGGGAUUUGGUAGUUAGUGGCUUGGAAUCUGUCAACUCUCUCGUGCAAAAUGCAAAGAAUCUUUUGCGAGCUGUUCUGGAAACUGUGCGAGCUGCUCAUACUUGCUCUAUUCGACUUGAAGCAUCCCCGGUAAUCUGGCGACCAAAAGUUCCUAAUAAAGUUCCUUUGAUGGCAACGAAAGAUCCCAACCAAAAAGAAAAAUCGCGCAAAAUUGUGCGACGAGAAACGAACAAAUUGAAAAAACAAGAAAACACGCUCAUGGAUUUCAUUAAUAUCGACUAA
This is a messenger RNA of Oikopleura dioica, 2733 nucleotides long. NCBI's taxonomy places the organism in Eukaryota, Metazoa, Chordata, Appendicularia, Copelata, Oikopleuridae. The record is from the annotation of a GenBank genome assembly.